Lacerta agilis (Sand lizard) is the source of this 2444-nucleotide messenger RNA. RefSeq names its product SITS-binding protein-like. Bases 268 to 2349 code for a protein of 693 amino acids. Lineage: Eukaryota; Metazoa; Chordata; Lepidosauria; Squamata; Lacertidae. The record is from RefSeq and is a predicted model, not a curated record. The transcript is spliced from 10 exons.
GAAUCACUUCCCCAGACUUAAGUCUCUCUUUUGAAUGUAAUGUCGUGAGAAGUGCUGGGUAAAGCUUUGAAAAGUUGUACCUUUCCCCACUUCUUUUUUCUUUUCUCCCUCCCCUGGGCAGGGAUAGUGUGAAGUUACUCUUGGACAGCAGGGGGGGAAGAAUCAAAUUUGAACUGAGCUUCCUGCAAAGCUCUAAAAAGGGGAGAGCUCUGUGCCUUGAGAGUCCUUCCUAUAUCAUUAGAAAAAAAUAUUCUUCAUUUGAGUAAAAUGCCUCACAAUCGUCCCAGGAAUCCGAGUCCAGUUGCAGAGGUGACGUGGGAUUCUGGGCUGAAGGAAAUGAAUGAGACCUGGAAAGGAGCAAUUGCCUGCCUUGGGGUAGCUGUGUUCUUUGUGAUGACCAUUGGGAUUAUCUACUGGCAAGUGGUGGAUCAGCCAAACAAAAAUUGGAUCCUGAAAGGGAACGCCAGUGGUCUUAUUUGGGAAAGAAAAGCUCAUUCCCUCAUCCUGCAGACUCUGAGUGAAGACAAAACUUUCCUGGAGAUUCACAUGGGAAGCCUCUCAGAUGUGGAGGUACCUUUAAUGAAGAAUCUGUGUUGGAUAAACAAGACGGAAUUCUGUUAUACCUGGGAAGCCCUCGCACACUUGAAUAUCUCCUUGGAGUCCAGCCUUUCUUCCAACACGGAGUGCUACAGCAUCGGUUGGACGCCUCUGCACUGCCAGGUUAAGAUCAAGGACUGCUUUUCCAUGGUAAAUAUUUCCUGGUAUGGAGGAGCAAGUGUCAGCAGCCAGCAUUGGCCUCUGAACAAUGUGAGCAUCCAGUCCCAGCCAUUCAUCAUCAGCAACCUCGCCAAAACCCCAGCUGCUUAUGGCUCUGUCUUAGAAAGAUAUUUUUUGGGAUCAACUGGAGUGACAGUGAUGAUUGCCUCAGACAUACCCAUCUUCCUCUCAGUAGAGAGGAACAAACAUUUUUGCCUUGAGAGCACCCUUGGCGUCAAUAUGGCAUCCCUGCAGUACACAGUGUGUGUCAGUCAAAACAUCACGUCUGCCCAUCAGGAAGUGGGAAGCCAGCUUUCAGGACAUCAGCGGAAGCUGCCAGAUACUGAAAUACUAAGGUUGCCUGUCUGGAGCUAUUACAGAGCAGCAGAUUCUGUUGCCAAGGUGGAGCGAGGAUUAAGAUAUUUCUUCAACAGACUGCAAAGGCAUCACUUCGGGGAGGGGCUAAUCGCUCUCAAUGAACAUUCCACAGUGCUACUUGGUAAUACGGAACACACCUUUUUACCUGUGCUGAGACGAAAAGGGUUGCAUAGUCCAAGGCUUGCCAUGGACUCCUCACAUACAAAACAUCUAAAGCUUUCCAUAACCGUGUCCCCUUUUGCAAGCAUCAACUCCCAACUUUUUCAGAUGUCUCUACAAGAAGGCAAAGAAGACUUUUGGCUGAGCCGCCACUCUGAAUCUGGUGACUACUCGGUGCCGCUGCUCACCAGAUGGAAAGGGCAGUUUUCUGCUCAGCUAAAUGUAACCAGCUGGGCUGCGGUGCUCUGGUACAUGGACCAAGUGAGCCUCUUGAGGCAGCGACUGGGAGCAGAGUAUUUGGUUUUCGAAAGUGGCGAAGGCAAUUGGUUUAUGGAGCAAGCAAUCCCACCUCCAACACAACUUGGAGGGGAUAAGUACAUUCACAUUUUAGCCUCAAUGGCAGCUGCAUUGGGAAACUCGUCAAUAAUUAGUGCCGGCACGAGAGUCAGCCACCUGCCGCUCUUUCUCCAAAUGAACCCCCGCCAGCCUGACUGGAGCUACGCUGGUUUGAAAGGGAUUAUUCCAUCAGUGCUUCAUUACAGUCUUCUUGGUUAUAACUUUUUUAUUCCAGACGCAAUAGGAGGAAGUCUAGCAAAUGAAUUUCUGAUCGAUGAAGAGCUAUACAUUAGAUGGCUGCAGAUUGUGACUUUCCUUCCUGUGAUGUCUUUCCGUACUCCACCAUGGGUCUGUUGUGAUGACUGGGUGCUGAAUCUCACCAGGCACUAUGUUCAGACACAUCAGAGUUUUGUGGUGCCUCUUGUUGAAAAAUACAGCAAGGAGUGGCUCUCUGUAGGAUACCCUAUUUUUCGACCUGUAUGGUGGCUCAGCCCCACUGAGUCCAUUACCUUUACAAUUGAUGAUGAAUUUCUCAUAGGAGAUGAGGUCCUUGUUGCCCCAAUAACAGAACAAGGGCAACGUCAAAGAGAUAUUUACCUGCCCAGAGAAGGUCAGAAGUGGAAGGACAUCAAUACAGCCCAGGUGUUUGAUGGAGGGACCUUCAUCAGGAACUAUUCAGUCUCUCUCAUGGAUGUGCCUGUUUUCAUUAAGACUUUCUAGAUUCCAAAUCUGACUCAGAUCUCAGAAGGUUUCCCUGUAUCUCGGAGAAGGAUUGCUGACAAGAGCAUCCAUGUUGACAAGGAAGUUCUUUCUCU